AUGUCAGAGGAAACCUACGUCUACCUGUGCAACAAACUGCGGCCAGCGAUGGAGAGACAGGACACAGCAUUCCGCAAGUGUAUACCUCUAAAGAAGAGGGUGGCCAUCGCACUGUGGAAGCUUGCGACCGGCUCAGAGUACAGAAGCAUUGGACAUCUUUUCGGAGUGAGCCACACAACUGUGUGCCGGUGUGUGCAAGACUUCUGUGCUGCUGCAGAGACGUUGUUAGUACCGGAACUAAUUCGUUCACCAGACCGGGAGAAGUUUGCAGAAAUGGCCGACUACACUGAGCAGAGGUGGGGGCUCCCUCAGUGUGUAGGUGCUAUUGAUGGAUCACACAUACCCAUCUUGGCACCACAGGAAUACCACUGCAACUAUUUCAACCGUAAAGGCUGGCACUCCAUCAUCCUUCAAGGAGUUGUAGAUGGAAAGGGACAUUUCUGGAAUGUGUUUGCAGGAAUGCCUGGGAGCUUGCAUGAUGCUCGGGUUUUGAGGCUGUCCUCAUUGUGGGAGUUGGCCAGUCGAGGCAACUACUUUCCACCUUGCACCAGGAACAUUGGUGGGGUGAAUGCUGGCUAUUACAUCCUGGGAGACAAUGCCUAUCCCUUGCAAAACUGGCUCAUGAAAACGUUCCCUGACAAUAGACAGCUGACAGCAGAACAUGUGAUCUACAACAAGAACAUUUGCAGAGCACGGGUAGUGGUCGAAAACGCUUUUGGUAGACUGAAGGGAAGGUGGCGUUGCCUCAUGAAAAGAAAUGACUGUGAUGUGAAACUUGUGGAAUCUAUGGUGCUGACAUGCUGUGCUCUGCAUAACCUCUGCGAGAGUCAUGAAGAGGCCUAUGAUGAUGAAUGGGAUGCACCAGCAGCAGCAGUGGCACAAGGUGCAGAGUAG
Trematomus bernacchii (emerald rockcod) is the source of this 894-nucleotide messenger RNA. Its product is annotated as protein ANTAGONIST OF LIKE HETEROCHROMATIN PROTEIN 1-like. The record is from RefSeq and is a predicted model, not a curated record. The coding region runs from base 1 to 894 and encodes 297 amino acids. The transcript has a single exon. Lineage: Eukaryota; Metazoa; Chordata; Actinopteri; Perciformes; Nototheniidae.